AUGUAUGCGAAAAAGUUUACAGGAUCCGAUCCACAGACGGUGCGAACCGCCGCCGAAAUCGUCGCACUUCAGAGGAUGAAGAAUCGAAAUGACAGUGACACUGAUUUUUCGGAUGACGAUGAGGAGACGUCAGGAGGAUGUCCGAAAAUGACACCACAGGAAGAGCAGAGAAUGUUCGAGAGAGAACAACAAAUCGCAUUCUCUGGUAGAUGUACAAUUGGAGAUCCUGAGAGUUGUCAUCAACUUCGAACCGACAUCAAUCAUCGUUGUGGACCACGGCCGUCGACGUCGUCAAACGCCACGUGGAACAUUCUGAAUCGUGACGUCCAACGUCGAAAUGGACCCGUGAUGACGUCGGCGUCGCGAGCACACCUUCUGAAUACGCAUUUGCCGAACAAAAAGCGACGUGUCGAUCAGUUGAGGACGAAGAAUUUCUGUGCACAGUACAUUCAGAAUGGACGGAAAAUGGUUGUAUCGAGUCAGGGUGAACGAGAAAAUUCGUUUCUAUCAACGAAAUCCGGAAAAAUCGAAAUAUCGCUCCCGAUACUAUCAAUGCAACGAACUCCGUGUGGACCACUGCAAUUGGUCGAUCUCGAUACGGCUGUCAACCAACAAGGCGAUCUGAUAUCGUACUGUACGUGGAAAGACGCCGUUUAUAUUGGACGUAUGGAACAAGAGGACAAUCAAAAUAUCACAUGGUUUCCUAUUGAUUGGCAUGGGGAACAUGCUGUGCAGAACCAAUGCGCGGUGUUCUGCGUCCGGUUCUCCGACGAUUCCGAACAAAUCGUUUGUGGGACUUCUGAAUACAGUAUCCACGUCUUCGACGUUGAGCAACGUCGACGGAUUCGAACGAUUGUGAAUGCCCAUGAGGAUGACGUGAAUUCGGUGUGUUUCGCGGAUUACGGCUCGAAUUUGAUCUACAGUGCGGGAGAUGAUGGUCUGGUGAAGGUAUGGGACAAACGAGCGUGGUCCGAUGGUGACGUCAUCCCUGUCGGCGUCUUUGCCGGACAUCGGGACGGUGUGACGUACGUGGAUUCGAGACAGGACGAACGGUAUCUGCUGAGCAAUUCCAAAGAUCAGACGAUCAAAGUUUGGGAUUUGCGGAAGUUCUCGUGUCAAGGCGGAGUGGAAGCUACACGUGCGUGCGUUCAGAGUCAACACUGGGACUAUCGAUGGCAACCGGCGCCGCCUGGAUUGUGUCAACCGGUCCAAGGUGAUACGUCUGUGAUGACACUCCGGGGACACAGCGUACUGCAUACACUUGUCAGAGCGAAAUUCUCACCGGAAAACACUGGAAGACGGUUCAUCUAUACGGGAUGCGCGAGAGGAGAGAUUGUUGUCUACGACAUUGUGACGGGUACAGUAAGCCGCCGCCUGAAAGGGCAUCAAGCAGUGGUGCGGGAGUGUGAUUGGCAUCCACAGGAGAAUGAAAUUGUCAGCACUUCGUGGGAUGGCGUAACAACAGUUUGGACAUGGGACGAACGUGCUGAAGGCGUUAUUGCUCCAUACGACCAUCCAAAUAUUCACCAAUUCGGCGACGAAGAUUCAUGUGAUGAACUCUAUCAACCAAUCAAAAAACCGCAAAGAAAACUGCGAAAACCGAUUUCGGCACGAAAUGCGAAAUGCCCGACGACCAGUUCGGAACCCGACGAUUUUCAAAUUUAA
Messenger RNA from Caenorhabditis briggsae, 1665 nucleotides. RefSeq names its product Protein CBR-WDR-23 (gene Cbr-wdr-23). Lineage: Eukaryota; Metazoa; Nematoda; Chromadorea; Rhabditida; Rhabditidae. The record is from RefSeq and is a predicted model, not a curated record. Gene Ontology annotation, biological process: proteasome-mediated ubiquitin-dependent protein catabolic process. Gene Ontology annotation, molecular function: protein binding. The coding region runs from base 1 to 1665 and encodes 554 amino acids. The transcript has 9 exons. Gene Ontology annotation, cellular component: Cul4-RING E3 ubiquitin ligase complex.